GUAAGAGAUAAGGAAGAGACUAGUGCCCGAUCAGCGCUGAGUCCGGCUCCGCAGCGCCUCUUCCAGUCCCAGCACACGGGCAAAACUGGACUGCCCGGCAGCGCGAGAGAGGGCAGUGCCGCCCGGCCAGCAGCGCCUCUGCAGUCCGGCUGCUGCCCAGAUCUCACGCUCUGCUUUUCUUUUUAGCAACCGCUUUAAAACCUACUUUGGGGUCUUAACACGAAAGCGCACACCACCAUUCCACUGUGGACAAUACCCCCUCUUACAGAUAUGGGAGACAUGGGAGACCCACCAAAAAAAAAACGUCUGAUUUCCCUAUGUGUUGGUUGCGGCAAUCAAAUUCACGAUCAGUAUAUUCUGAGGGUUUCUCCGGAUUUGGAAUGGCAUGCGGCGUGUUUGAAGUGUGCAGAGUGUAAUCAGUAUUUGGACGAGACCUGUACGUGCUUUGUUAGGGAUGGCAAAACCUACUGUAAAAGAGAUUAUAUCAGGUUAUACGGCAUCAAGUGCGCCAAGUGCAGCAUCGGCUUCAGCAAGAACGACUUCGUGAUGCGCGCCCGCUCCAAGGUGUAUCACAUCGAGUGUUUCCGCUGCGUGGCCUGCAGCCGCCAGCUCAUCCCAGGGGACGAGUUCGCGCUGCGGGAGGACGGCCUCUUCUGCCGAGCCGACCACGACGUGGUGGAGAGGGCCAGCCUGGGAGCAGGGGACCCGCUCAGCCCCCUUCAUCCCGCCAGACCGCUGCAGAUGGCAGCAGAACCUAUCUCUGCCAGACAGCCCGCUCUUCGACCCCACGUCCACAAGCAGCCCGAGAAGACCACCCGAGUCCGGACUGUGCUUAAUGAGAAACAGCUUCACACCUUGAGGACCUGCUACGCUGCCAACCCCAGACCCGACGCGCUUAUGAAGGAGCAACUGGUGGAAAUGACUGGCCUCAGCCCGAGGGUCAUCAGGGUCUGGUUUCAAAACAAGCGAUGCAAGGACAAAAAAAGGAGCAUCAUGAUGAAGCAGCUUCAGCAACAGCAGCCCAAUGACAAAACUAAUAUUCAAGGGAUGACAGGAACUCCUAUGGUGGCUGCUAGUCCUGAGAGACAUGAUGGGGGUUUACAGGCUAACCCAGUGGAAGUGCAGAGUUACCAGCCUCCUUGGAAAGUACUGAGUGACUUCGCAUUGCAGAGUGACAUAGAUCAACCUGCUUUUCAGCAGCUAGUUAAUUUUUCAGAAGGAGGACCAGGUUCCAAUUCCACCGGAAGUGAAGUAGCAUCAAUGUCCUCUCAGCUCCCAGAUACACCUAACAGCAUGGUAGCCAGUCCUAUUGAGGCAUGAGGAACAAUUAAUUCAGAUUUUUUUAUUAUUAUUUCCCCCUGUUGAAGAGAGCGGGAAAGUUAUCACGUUGGGACUCUGAAACUUAAAAGUAUUUAAUAAACCUGUAAUGAACCUAGCAAAGAACGCUCCAGAAGUGCACGGAGUCUUGUUAUAAAUGACAAGGUGAAAUGGUAGCAACACUGUGAAGACAAUCAUGGGAUCUUACUAGAAUAAUAAUAAUUUAAAAGAGUAAAUAAACACAUGAUAUCCAGUGAUCACAGGAGCAUCGAAAAGACGUUUUUGAAACGUAGAGGAUUUGUAUUUAUGGAUCUCAGAAAAAAAGAAGCAUCCUUUCAUUUGACUGAACAUAGAAAGAAACCGAGCUAGAGAGACUGUCUGUACUCCAUCCUAAUCCAAAUGGUGCUGUUUCUUAUUGGUCAUUGCCUUGCCAAAAAGGAGCUCCAAUAGGUUUCACAACAUCAGGAAAAGACAAUCCAGCCCCGCAUGGUUGAAAGAUUCAUUGCAGGAAGCAGGAGCUGCAUUGGUUUGCAAUGGUUUUUUUUAGUUGACUCUUAAGGGGUUGUUUCCUGGGUCUCUUAUAGCAUGUACUGUAGCUGGGGUUUUGGUUUUGGUUUUGCUGAGAUCCAUCCUCUAUGGAGAAGUCUGAAGCGACUUUAAAAAUAGGUUUUUGAAUUCCUAUUUAAAAACCGACUUAUAAAGCAUUGCAACAAGGUAUACCUCUACUUUGCCACAAAGCGUCUCGGGAUUGUGUUUGAAUCGUGUCCGUCCAAGAACUUUCCCCCCCAAAGAUGUGUAUAGUUAUGGGUUUAAACGACUGUUUCUCUCUCUCUCUCUCUCUC
Molecule: messenger RNA, 2159 nt
Organism: Mauremys reevesii (Reeves's turtle)
Lineage: Eukaryota; Metazoa; Chordata; Testudines; Geoemydidae
Gene: ISL1
Product: ISL LIM homeobox 1
Exons: 6
Coding region: 271-1320 (349 amino acids)
Biological process (GO): neuron fate specification; positive regulation of transcription by RNA polymerase II; axonogenesis
Cellular component (GO): nucleus
Molecular function (GO): DNA-binding transcription factor activity, RNA polymerase II-specific; cis-regulatory region sequence-specific DNA binding
Source: RefSeq, a predicted model, not a curated record